CUCGCCAGUACAGUGUGCAGGUCAAAUAUAAGACUUUACUGCCGCGCGAAGCCACAGUAACAGCGCUGAUGUUUGUGUGGACAGAGGCGUUCACGGACAGUUGGGCCCUCCUUCAGACAGAUUGGGUUUCAUUUCAAUUGUUGCUCAGCUUCAGCAGAGUAUAGGGCAGGUGUAAAGUGUGAUGUGUGUUCUGUGGAAAUUUACUUCCUGAACUAUAUCUCCUACAAAAGUGGGUGUGCUAGAAGUUUAUUCUCGGACUAUGUUUGAAGUGGAAGGUCGGUGAAAUACUCUUGCAGUAGAGGUUUUGGUGCGGAGUGCUCCCUCAUCUUGGUUCCAGUUUCUGAAAGAUUCGGAGGAUCUUUUUAUCAUUAUCAACCACUAAAACAUCAAACAUCAUCAGUGCUACUGCUGAUCAGUGCGACUUUCCUUAGAUUUUUUAAGAUUUCUACUUUUCUACUGUCGACAUGUGCUAAGAGAUAGGUGAAGGAUAGUUUGGCCACACAAUGUCGGCAAGUAUGGAAGGACAACCAGCAUCAGCCCGCUUUGGGCUGAGUUUAAUGGAGCUUAGAGAGCUCAUGGAACAUAGAGGUACCGAGGGUUACGAGUUGAUCCAGACCAAAUAUGGCGGUGUGUUGGAGAUGUGUAGAAAAUUGAGAACCUCACCCACUGAAGGAUUGACGGGUGACCUAGAUAGAGAAGCCAGAUUGGAAGCAUUUGGCUCCAAUAUUAUCCCUCCUAAACCACCCAAGUCUUUUAUGCGCUUGGUGUGGGAGGCACUUCAGGAUGUUACAUUACUUAUUUUGCUGGUUGCUGCACUCAUCUCUCUUGGCCUGUCAUUCUACAAGCCACCACAGGAAAGCAGGGAAGAGGAAACGGAAGAUGAUUACUACAGGAGCAAGUAUAGCAACAGCCUUGAGGAGUCGGCAGGUUGGAUAGAUGGCUUGGCCAUUCUAGUGGCUGUACUGGUGGUGGUGUUAGUGACUGCCUUCAAUGACUGGAGCAAAGAAAAGCAGUUCCGUGGACUUCAGAGCAAGAUAGAGCAUGAACACAAGUUCUCAACCAUUCGGAAUGGGGAAGUUGAACAGAUACCUGUUGGAGACUUGUUAGUUGGUGACAUUUGCCAAGUAAAAUAUGGUGACCUGCUACCCGCUGAUGGUAUUCUUAUCCAGAGUAAUGAUUUAAAAAUAGAUGAAAGCUCUUUGACAGGAGAGAGUGAUCAUGUAAAAAAAGGAGAGAUCACAGACCCCAUGCUGUUGUCAGGUACACAUGUGAUGGAGGGAAGCGGCAAAAUGCUUGUGACUGCUGUGGGGGUCAACUCACAAACUGGCAUUAUAUUUGCGUUGCUGGGUGCCUCACAGGAGGAUGAGGGAGAGAAGAAGAAAAAGCAGAAGAAGAAAGGAGAAGAAGACCCCGAAGCAGGACUCCGCAAAAACAAUCUUGGACAGACAGAGCCAUUGCUUCAAAAUGAGGCUGGCACCAAAAUGGAUAUGGACAACAUCAACAUCACCAUCACUCCAAACAACUCCCACAACAACUCAUCAGGAGCACCUACAGCCAACAAAGACGCCAGCAACAACCAAGUGGUGGCCAAUGCUGCAGGAGAUGCUGUAGAGAAAGAAAAAAAGAGCGGAUUUGGUCGAAAAGAAAAGUCUGUGUUGCAAACAAAACUGACCCGCUUGGCUAUUCAAAUUGGCUAUGCAGGUACAGCAGUUGCAGUGCUGACUGUGGUAAUCCUCAUUGUCAAGUUCUGUGUUGAGGAGUUUGCUAUCAAGAAGAUAGAGUGGACAUCAAACCGAACUGCUGGCUAUGUGGAAUUGUUUGUCAAGUACUUCAUUAUUGGUGUCACAGUGCUUGUGGUUGCAGUACCAGAAGGCCUUCCUCUUGCUGUAACAUUAGCACUUGCAUACUCAGUCAAGAAAAUGAUGCAUGACAAUAAUUUGGUUCGGCAUCUGGAUGCUUGUGAGACUAUGGGCAAUGCAACAGCCAUCUGUUCGGACAAGACAGGCACGCUCACAACCAACCGUAUGACUGUUGUCCAGAGCUUUAUAGGAGGUAUUCGCUACAGGACGACACCUGAUUUUAACUCUUUAAACAGCAAGCUGGGCCAGCUGGUUGUAGAGUCUGUAUCAGUCAAUAGUGGCUACACUUCCAAAGUAUUGAAACCUGAGCAUGAAGGUGAACUUCCCAAGCAAGUGGGUAACAAAACAGAAUGUGGCCUUCUUGGCUUUGUCGUGGAUUUAAAGCAGAGCUAUGAAGCAGUGCGGGAGAAGUAUCCUGAAGAAGUUUUGAUCAAAGUCUACACUUUCAACUCUGUUCGCAAGUCUAUGAGCACUGUCAUUCACCUUGGCAAUGGCAACUUCCGCUUAUACACAAAGGGUGCUUCUGAAAUUGUGCUGAAAAAAUGCAACUAUAUUCUGAAUAAGGAUUGCGUACCCCAGCCCUUUACGGCUACACAACAAGAAGAGUUGGUAAGGAAUGUCAUUGAACCAAUGGCCAGCGAGGGUCUUCGUACCAUUUGCAUCGCCUACAAGGACUUCGUCAGAGGGAACAAUGAAGUUAAUGAAGUUCACAUAGAUGAGGAACCAAACUGGGAUGACGAAGACAGCAUUGUUAAAAACCUAACAUGCAUCUACAUUGUUGGCAUUGAGGAUCCAGUCAGAGACGAAGUUCCAGAUGCCAUCAGAAAGUGCAAGUCAGCAGGUAUCUGUGUGCGCAUGGUAACAGGCGACAAUGUCAACACAGCACGGUCCAUUGCAUUAAAAUGUGGUAUCAUCAACCCUGGUGAGGACAGCCUAGUGUUGGAGGGCAAGGAAUUCAAUCGAAGAAUUCGUAAUGCAAAUGGGGAAGUUGAACAAGCUCUGAUGGAUCAAGUCUGGCCACAGCUGCGCGUAUUGGCACGCUCCUCCCCUCAAGACAAGUACAUUCUGGUGAAAGGAAUAAUUGAUUCCAAAAUCAGCUCCAAUCGUGAGGUGGUAGCUGUAACAGGUGAUGGCACCAAUGAUGGCCCUGCACUCAAGAAAGCUGAUGUUGGGUUUGCUAUGGGGAUAUCUGGAACUGAUGUUGCAAAGGAGGCAUCCGAUAUCAUCCUGACCGACGACAACUUUACCAGCAUAGUGAAAGCCGUCAUGUGGGGACGAAACGUUUAUGAUAGCAUCGCCAAGUUCUUGCAAUUUCAACUGACUGUCAACGUUGUGGCUGUUGUUGUUGCAUUUGUUGGUGCUUGCAUUAUAAAUGACAGUCCUCUAAAGGCUAUUCAGAUGUUGUGGGUGAAUCUCAUCAUGGACACACUGGCCUCUCUUGCUCUUGCCACUGAACUGCCAAGUGAUGAGCUGCUGCGACGGAAACCAUAUGGUCGCACAAAACCUCUCAUAUCACGUACCAUGUUCAAGAACAUAUGUGGCCAUGCUCUCUACCAGCUUAUAGUCAUUUUUGUCCUUCUUUUCAAAGGUCCUGAUUUGUUUGGCAUUGAUGAUGGCACUGCCUUGGCCACUAAGGUGCAUGCACCACCCACCCAGCACUUUACCAUGAUCUUCAAUACUUUUGUCAUGAUGACCCUCUUCAAUGAAGUCAAUGCACGGAAGAUUCACGGGCAGCGCAAUGUCAUUGAAGGAUUGCAGCGCAACCCAGUUUUUAUUGGUAUCUGGAUCGGCACCAUUGUGUCUCAGGUAAUAAUUGUUACUUUUGGAGGUCUGGCUUUCCACACACACAAGUUGAAUGCUGAACAGUGGCUGUGGUGUGUCUUUCUAGGUGUGGGCACCAUGCUGUGGGGACAGCUGAUAACAACAGUACCCACCAGUAAGAUUCCAGUGUUUCGCAUGCCAUGUGGCAAGGCACGUGGUGAGGAGGAGGGUGAGAUGGGGGAGGAGGAGCCCCUGGAGGAUGAUCCUGUCAGCGGUGGCCGUGGCCAGAUCUUGUGGGUUCGUGGUCUUACGCGUCUGCAGCAGCAGAUCCGUGUAGUUAACGCUUUUCGUAUGAGCUUAGAUGCACGCUACGACAGUCGUAGCAUGUCCUCAGUACAUAGCUACCACUCCUUGCAAAGUGCUAGGUUGGUAUCGAAAAAGUCGCCAAUCAUACAGGCUGAAGGUGGGGCCGAUGCCACAUCCCCUGGUGAUCAAACAGAAACCCAGUUCUGAGGCCCUUGGACAUCCCCCUAGGCCAGACAGCCCUCUCACUCACAAGAAUGGCUCAUCCUGGAGGAUGUCACAUUUGCACGAGAGGAAGACUGUGACUUGUUGCAGAUACAGAGACUAGAACAGUGCUCAUAAGGAACCAAUACAAAUAGAGCCAGUGUUGGGACUGUGCAAACCUAAACAAGAGAUUAUGACUGCUGGAUGCAUGAUCAGGCAAAGGGAUUGUAAGAAAGAAUGUACAAAGUAGGUUUUAACUACCAAGCAACCAAUCUACCUAUUUAACCAUUAGUGUGACAGCUGUGGUGAAAGAUUAAGGGCAUGUGUGAGUGGUGGUGUUCAGAAAUAGGAGAGGCCUCAGGCAUGUAGGAGGAAAACAGGAGCACAUUGUUCUUGAGCACCCUGAGCUUUCCAGUCUACUGACCCUUUGCUUUCAUGAUUCUCACCUACCCCAUUAUCUUCUCUCCCUUUGCUCCACAUGACCUUGUUAGGUAUUCUUUCAUAGCUAAAGCUUACACGACCACCACCUCUCACCACCACCACCACCACACUGCUGUGAUUGCUACCAGUGUUAGCGCACCUGCCACUGUUGCAACACUUCAGACUGCCAGUACAGUGAUACCUGUGAUUAAAUGAUGCGGAUCUCUCCACCUGGCUGGAAGCAGACUGCAAGCUGCCGAGGAGACACCUGAUAUACCCGUCACUCCAUCUGCCUUUCUGCUGAUCCCAUUAUCGUCACCACCACCACCACCACCACCAUCAUCACCUCUGCAGCCACCACCACCAUCACUGCAACAUCACCACUCUGCACAUGCUUGAGCACCUGUUGAUGGGUUCCAUCCCUCACCAGUGGUUUUUUUUUUUUGUGUGUGUUUUUUGUUAGUGAUGUAAAGUGUAACAUGCUAAAAUGAGCUGCAGGUAGCUGUAUUGAUCGUACUGUACAUAGUGUAUAGUAUUGUACAUAGUGUGUAGUACUGUACAUGAUGUAUAGUACUGUGCAUAGUGUAUAGUACUGUACAUAGUGUAUAAUACUGUGCUGAAAAACUUUGAGGUACAACGAAGAGUCUGUCAGGCUGCAGCCUCUGUACCUAGCCUUUUUAUUGUUCAGCUGAUAACCUUUUCUAACCUCCCCCCUCAAACCCACUUUAUCCCUGCCCUUAUAAAAACAAGGCUUGCCCACGAGGCAUCCCAUAUCUUUAGUUCCCCCCCCCCCCCCACAUGCCAGUCUUUCAUUGUCCCCAGACACUGCCCAUAACCCUCAGAAAAUGUGGUUAUUAGUUCUGGUCAAAAUUGUUUCCUCUUCUGUGCAACUUGUUAACUCCAAUCAAUUUUGAAAGGAUGGGUUAUUCCUUGUUAGAAUGGGGGCCAUUGAAGACACCUGGGUUAUCAAUUCUGGGAAAUCUGGCCAUCACAGGGUUUGUUGUACAGGGUGACUCAGGAGCAUUAUUGCUGAGAUAAAUUUAAGUUCUUCAGACCCCCGAACCCUCUUUUUUUUAAAUCGGGCAGCUACUAGUUCAGCUUGAUCAUCCCUGACCUUUCUCUAAUCAUUUUUUAAAUAAUCUCAAAAAUCAAGAGAUUCAGAAGUGCAGAUUUGGGUGUACAAGAGUAAAGUGAUGCUUUAAAGUUGUUUUGGUAAUUGUGGAAUCCUUUGUCCUAAAAUUCUAAAGCUUUUAGUCAGCAAGAAAAGGGGGGUGGCAUAUGCAACGAAUAUUUUGGCAUUAGCAUUGAUUUUAAGAAAGAGUGGGCAGAUCUUAAAAACUCUAAAACACUGGCAAAUGUGUGCUGUUAAGUACUUCUCUUCCCAUGACCUUACAGUUAGGUGAACUGUUCAGUUAUACCAUCUCCUAGGAUUCCAUUUCCCAUAUACCCAAUCAUGUCCUCUUCACCUCUAGAUGAGCUGAACCCAAGGAGAUGAUGGAUGGCCUUGAACCCAUACCUGUGUUUGUAGAGCAGUCUUUUUUUGUGCUGUGAGAGAGUUUAUACAGAAUAAGUUGGUCAAGCAUGUAUGUUGUGUUAUCAACAUGUAUUGCAUGCAGUGACCAUGUUCCUUGCUUGACCAUUUGCAUCACACUGGAGAUAGUCACCAGAAAACUUGGAGAACUUUGUUUUUGUGAUUUUUAGAUUGUAAUCCGUUUAUGAUUUGACAGUUUCACCACAUUUAUGGCAUGGCUUCAAAGUUUAUCAAAAGGGAAGGAAAACAGUUUUUUUAUGUCUGGAACCACACUCUUGACAAAAAAGCAUUUUGCUUGUAAUCAUUGUAUUAUUUUGCAUAGCAGUGAUUUUGUUUGGUAGACAUUGAUGAAUAGAAACUUUUUAUUGGGGAAAAUGAAAAUAUUAGAGCAUUGAGAAUCUUUGUUGCUAUAUUCUUUUUAUAGAAGUUAUGCAUAUAGAUUAAUGAUGAAGAUAUGCAGUGGAAAACGCUAGAUUGAAGAGAACCAUUUAAUAGUUUUCCAGUGUAUUAGCACAUUUAAAGGUUAAAAAAUGCUCUCUGCCUGAUUGCUUUGGCUUGAAAGUAAGCUUAUAUAAAUAUAUAUUAAAUUUAUAAAUAAUGAAAAUAACUUUGGAAAAUAAUAAUAAAAAGAAUCGUGUCACCAUUUCAUUGUUUUAAAGUUUCGGCUGAUUAGUACUUCAAGGCUAGACUUUAAAGUGGACUUGGAGCCUUAAUCCUAAUAUUUUACAUUAGAAAGGGUCUUUGAGAUGACUGUUUGGUGAUUUAGAUGUUCACCAGUGUUCACUCUGUUACAGCUGCUAUGCACAGCACUGGCUUAUUUUUUUGCAGUGAAGUUGAAACAGCAGUUUUGGCUUCCUUUUCUCUUAAUAUACACUUUUUGUAACAGGUUAGCAUGGUUGUGCUAGUGUUUGUGCUUGGCAGUAGCAAUGCUGUGUAUAGGUGACUUGUGACCUGAUUUUUAAAAAAAGCAACUAAAAUUUUGUUUUUGUCAGAUAUUGUCAGUCCUAUACUGGCACUCUAUAUUAAUCAUGGAAACAUAAGCAUCAAAUUUGGGCAUAUUGUCCUAUCAUACAAGUUGUCAGAGGUGGUAUAUUUCACACACACUAAUAGUAAGGCCAGUCACUAGGAAGAUGCAUUAGAAACUGGGAGAGGUUAAUGCAAAGAACAAUGUUGCAGCAUAUUGCUGCUAGCUAACAUUGUAAUAUGUUCCAUAGCAUAUGAUGCAGCUGUUUGUUGCUUAUAGAGAGCUUUUUCAGCAUAAUCUUUUCACCCUUACUACACUUUUGUUGAAAUUGAUAGAAUAUGUACAGAGUGAGAUGAAAUGAGAAAAACAGGUGCAAAAUUCAUCUUGAAAGGAGGGUUUGCCAUAUUUUUUUAAAAUGUUGAAAAAUGUUGGGCAUUUGAUAUUUCACAAUUUACUUUUGUUCCUUCCCAUUGUUACCAUCUUUUUCAUGUUGAUAUCAUUUGCUUGUUUUGGCUGUUCCUUAAUCAUGCAAGGUGAAUAGUAACAUGUUUUCCUACAAUUUAUUGCACUGAUCUAAUUAAUCAAGAGACUGGUUAGCCUGAUGCUGAAGGUGUGCAAGAAUGUGUUUUGCUUGACAUUGAGGUGUCCACUCAUUCUGUAUCAGAAUCCAGAAUAAAUAUAAGAAUCGUCGUUUGAUAUAAACUUAUGAGAAAGUUGCAAUUAAUGCAGCAGCUGCAAUUUUUUGAACUUGUAGCUUUUACUUGCCUGUAUAGGGGCUACAUCUGUUUAUGUGUGUUUACUAAUAGUAUGCACAUGUGUAUGUGUGACUUUUUCCCCCCUGUCCUUCACUAUGCUGUCAUGAUUUCUUAAUUAUCACACCUACAAUGGGACAGAUUAUUUCUCUAUAGUUAAAUAUGCAGUUAUAUUGAAGCAGAUGGUAUGUUUGAGCCUUUCUUAUUCACCAUUCUGGAAAACGACCAUUAAUCAUCAUAAAAUUUUAGGAAACUCGUGAUUAUUUUUUGACUUUUUCUCCCUCUCUUCUCCAUCUCCCCACUCUCUAUGAAAGUAAUAAUAGGUAAUGAGACAAAUCCUAAAAUUUAAAUCAUUUUUAUUUCAUGUAUGCAUAGACAGGUACAAUAUUUGCCUUUGUUUUAAGGAACCCUUUUGUAUUUUUUUAAAUUUUAACUGCAAGGGGGUUUGAUUUUAAUGGUACUUUGAUUUUGGUUGCAUAUCCUUUGUACUCCAUGCCUGUCGCGGGAUAUGUGUUAGAUAGAACGUGGGAUAGAACAGUGGAGAUGAUAAAGGACUAGUUCGUGGGAGUUGUGACCAAGAAGCACAAUGCUUCCCUACCAUUAUUGAUGUGCUGUGAUUAAAGGGUGUUUAAUGACUAAUCACAAGCCAGGCCUACAGUGUGAAAGUAGUUAAAAUGAUCUUUUUCUGUGUACACCAUAGGUCCUUGGUUUAAGGGAAAAAAACCCUUUAAAUUCUGCCCUUUAAAAAUCUGACCUUCUCAAGGCAGUUGACCACAAUGCUGAUCUGCUUUGAUAGGUCCAUAGAGGAAAAUUGCACUUUCAUAGUUAUUGACUAUGUACAUAAAAAAAAUAACAUCUGAGAAAAUGUGAGUGGGGGAAAGAGUUUAAGGGUGAGAGUACUGUGCGAACAGGAAGGUGUGAAUGAACAUUGUCAUUGCAAGCCUCCAUGCAAAAAUUCAUGAAUGACAAGUUUACACAUUUUGUGUGUUUGACUUUUUUUUAAAAGUCUUUUGUUUUUGCACAUGGAUAAAGUAUUUCACACCUGUGCAAAAUCUGACAUUCUUGGUUGAUUAAUGAAUUAUUCUACGGUCUUUCUGUGGAAGACAUCAGCCCUUAUAACUCAACAUUCCACAAAUGUUGAUCUAAUAAAUCAAACUGAAGUUUUCUUUCUAGAUUUGUUUUGUAAAGGGAGAAUUUUGCUGUCUCCCUUCUCUUCAAAUAAAAAUUUCAUUUUUUGUAUGUUAUGUUUUUUUCUAAUAUGAUUUGCCUAUUCUGUUAUAUUUUGGGAUGUUGCUUAUGUUUUACAAGUCCUGUGUACAUUUUUUUAUAAAGGCCAUUGACUGGUUGAUUUUUUUCCCCAGGUAUCUUUUUCAUAUCUUUCUAAGGGAAAAAACUAUUAUGAUAAGAACAAUUUGGAAAACCCAUCUUGCUUACUUUGCAUCUAAAAAAUUACUCCCGACAUCAUUUCCCUACCACUGAAGAGUCCAGGAGAUUAACGUGCAUUCAGAUUGUUGCUGUAGAAUAGCACAGUACAUGCUUCACCUUAAUGUAUGUACAUAUUGUCAACAAAAAUGUUUUUAAUGUAAAUUUCUUCAUAGUUUUAAACUUGAAAAAAAUGUACAUGGUUUUUCCUUUCUUGAGGACAAUGAGAAGCUGGCUCUUGGGUGAUCAUGGGCAGUGGGUGAAGGUCAGGUGGCUGACUAGGUGUCACUCAAUAGAAGGGAGAAAAAAUUUGAUUAGUUUCAUGAAUUGGCUGUUUAUGAAUUGUUUUCACAGUUACAUAGUUCUCAGGCAAAUGGUGUGAUUUAACCAUAAUGUGAGAAAGAUAUGUAAGUGAAAAGAAUGUUUGAAAAAGUAGUCAUGAAGUAAACUUACAGUUGAUGAUUCUUCUGAUGUGUGAGAAAGGGACUGUUCUCUAGAUUAAAAUUGGAAGUAUAGAAUCUUGUGAGGUAAAAAUGAGGGUUUUUAAAAUUGAAAUAUAAACCAGAACAGCUAGCACUAUCAAUCUUUCUAGAUAAUAUGCUGUGAGUGCGUUUGCAUUUUUUUUAUCCCACCCUAGUGAUAACAUUUAUAUACUUUUGAUCUAACUCUUCUGUGCACAGAUAUUUGGCUUAAAAAAAAAUUCUAUUUCUGUCUUAGCAACAUCAGAAAGUCAUUUUUCUUUAAAGGACUCUUUUUCUUGUGAGUCCUUUCAGAGCAUCCCAAUCAUUCUUUUUCUGUUAGUGAUUUUUUUUAGGACGCAUUACUCAGUCUACCUGUACAUUUUUCUGCUACACUGCUUAUCUUUUUUUUUACACAGUUAACAUUUUUAUUUAUAGUUAUGUAUAUUUAUUAUGUUCUCUGCAUCAUUCUUUUUCUCUUCAUUCAGCUACCUCUAUUUUCCCUUCUUACAUGCUUGCAUUCCUUCAUCUAGUCUCUUUGCUAGCGUGGAGCAGAGCACUGAAGCUCUAGUGCCAAUCAUUGUAUAUGUUAGCUCUUAAAUUUGUACAUGGCAACCCGUCUUCAUGCUUUUUGUAUAUGUUGAAUUUUAUAUUUGCAUGAUGAUUAGGUGCUUUGAUGCCGAGAGGUGCACAGGUCCAUUGUGAAAAACCUAAAACAGGGCUAAUUUAUUCCUCUUAAACUCUGCUGCCAGACAGUUGUGUAUUAUGAUUUUUAGUUUUUUUUAAGUUGUUUCCAUUGCUUCUGUCUAUAACCUAUUACUGUUAAAGAAUAAAACUUUAUAGAUUUUGGUAACAGCUAUUGCAACACUCAUUCCUUACACCCAUCUGGCUGGGGAGCUUGUGAGAAUAACCUUGUAGAUUUUGUAAAGAUAAUUAUUCUUCAACUUCCAACUGUUCAUUGCUAUAAUUUGUGGUUUUUAUGAAAUAAACAUGAAAAAAUGUUAA
Pomacea canaliculata is the source of this 10679-nucleotide messenger RNA. Its product is annotated as plasma membrane calcium-transporting ATPase 2-like. The record is from RefSeq and is a predicted model, not a curated record. Gene Ontology annotation, biological process: calcium ion transmembrane transport; regulation of cytosolic calcium ion concentration. The transcript is spliced from 25 exons. Gene Ontology annotation, molecular function: ATP binding; ATP hydrolysis activity; P-type calcium transporter activity. The coding region runs from base 504 to 4133 and encodes 1209 amino acids. NCBI's taxonomy places the organism in Eukaryota, Metazoa, Mollusca, Gastropoda, Architaenioglossa, Ampullariidae. Gene Ontology annotation, cellular component: membrane; intracellular membrane-bounded organelle.